AUACAAAAAAGGGGAAAAUAGAAGAGUCACAAUGUUACCCGUCAUAACAUUGGUUCGGAAUACCAAAAACUAAUGGGUUAGCCUCUUUGCAAGAAACUCCCAAACAAACACUUGUUAUUUUGAUUGCCAAGAUUUCUCUGUCAGCUCCAAUACUAUCCCUCAAAUAUAAUUCACUCCUUCAAUCUUUAACCCAUAUUGGUAGUGUUGUGCAAAUCAAGAAGUUUGGUUAUGUUGUUGAAUCUUGAACACUAAUCUUUAAAAAUAUAUACUUUCUUGAUUUAUAGAACAGUAAUAAAGUUUCAGUUCAAUGGCGGGAAUAGCUAUAGUAUUGGAUCUACUUAGGAAAAACCCAAGCUUUACUGGUAAAACCCUUCAUUCACAUGGUGUCUUUACAGCCAAACUAGCUGCUUCAACUGCUGCUGCUGCUACUGCUACUUAUCCUUUUGCUGCUAGGGCCUUGUUUGGUAAUGGUGCAGGACGAGUUGCAUUUUGCGAUGCUGGCACGGGAUUAUCUGAAGAUUUUUUAUCUAGCAUACAAAGUGAAUCAAUAAUUAACUUUCAGUAUGAUUCAUUGAAGCACAGUACCAAACAAUACAACCUUGAUUUAAAACCCUUAUACUCAGCAUUUAUGUGGAAGAAUCUGGCACUGACUUCCUUGAGAUCUUUCCUAUUAUUUUAUUUACCUCUUCUGGAGCCUCGUGCUAACAUGGAGGAUGAGGAUGAUGAAGAUUUCCUACAGGAUACCAAGGAAGAUCGCCGUGUCGAUUUGGUGACUCCUUUCAAGAAAUCAGUGAAACAGAUUGGUCGUGAGACUGCUGUUGUAACUACAAGACGUGUCCUGGAGAGAUUGGCUGUCCACUAUGUUUCACAACGCAUGGCAUGGAAGUUUUUAAAAGAUGUUCCCAAGUCAGCUGCACGCAAAGCUCAAAGGGGAAUGUCUAGUACGGUCUAUUUUUGCAGUGUUACAAAAACAACAUGCCGAGGUCAUUUUCUGGGAGUUUUGGCAUCAUGGUUUGUGCAAGUUGGCAUUGAUAUCUGGCGAUUUUUCAAAUCUAAACAAGAUGAUGACACACUUGAUGGAUCAGAAAAAAUUCAGCGUCUUGGAAGGAAGAUUUCCAUUAUUACUGUCAGAUGUGGUGCAUCUCUUGUUUUCGCUUCUAUAGGGGCAGGAAUAGGAGCAAUGAUGAUUCGCCCUACAACUGGCCAGUGGAUUGGAUGCGCUAUUGGAGAUGUGGCUGGACCAGUCAUUGUAGCCUUUUGCUUUGACAAAAUUCUUCACGUGGAACUGUGAUGACUCUCUUCUUGGUUAUAUAUUGAGGUCAUAAUUAGUAUAAGGGUAAUGUGAUAGCUUCUUUUCCCCACAAAGAAGUGCAAUUCGGUGCCUUUUUUUGUUUUUGUUUUGACUUGGUUGGUUCCUUUAGCUCUGGAAUAAUGUUCGUCAUAGAUACAUUAAUCAAUUUAUGACAUUACGAGUUCUUUUUCGGAUUUAA
Messenger RNA from Lycium barbarum (goji berry), 1490 nucleotides. RefSeq lists its product as uncharacterized. The transcript is spliced from 6 exons. The record is from RefSeq and is a predicted model, not a curated record. Bases 308 to 1291 code for a protein of 327 amino acids. NCBI's taxonomy places the organism in Eukaryota, Viridiplantae, Streptophyta, Magnoliopsida, Solanales, Solanaceae.